ACAGUUCGUAUUACAUGGACGUGACAGUAGCCUUGGCCUUAAGUGUUUCCUUUUAGUCACACAAAUGAAGAAGGAAAUCGCGCAGAAAGAAUAUUCUACCACUGGUUUAUCUGCCACGUUGUAUGAUUUUGUUCUUUGUUACGCUGUUAGCUUAUUCAAAUGUCGAUCUAGCAACCUGAAGGGUCUUGUGACAACCAACGUGGGAUUAAAAUGUCAUAGCCUACAAGGUUUGUUGCCUGUUCGCUUAAGAACCUCUGUUGUCCGCCUCUGUCCUCCUCCGAACGUAGAACCCACGUCGAAUACAAACAAGGAGGCUAACGACAAAUAGCCUACAUUUGAUUGAACUCGUGAGGGUAACGAGGGGAAAGUUCAAAGUUGAAAGCCAGCUGAAGUUGACGUGCAAGGAUAGACAGAGAUUGCAUUCUUCCACGCUAACAUUAUCUUCACAGAAACAGUAAGUUUGCCAUCCUUGUAAGGGUAACCCAGAGCGGUAGAUAACCUAUACAAAUCUAACUUACUCCAUGUUUCAUCAUAAUUAAGACGGGCACAUGUUGUUGGCUAUCAGUGUCAUUUUAUGGUGCUGGGGAUUGUUGAGCCGCAGACCGAUGCUGUGCCGCCAGGGCAUGCAGAAAGGCCGCUGUUGCGUCUUGUUCAGUGACCUGAAGGUUUUCCUGCUCAGGCCACCGACACCAUCGGAACCACCGCCAGCGCUCCCACUCAUGAGUGCACCAAACACGGAGAACCAUGUGACGGAAGGCACCGCGGAGAGGAACAACUCUCCAGCGGGGGCCACGGAGAGCACCAAUGGUUGUUUACAUAACCCAGCGGGUUGGACAGAGCCCCCGUCGUCAGGGGAAAAUGUAGGGACCAAGGAGGAGGAAAUGGGAGGCGAGGAGUGGAAAAGCACAACGAUGGAGCUGCCAGGGACUCUGGAUUGCGGCAGCUCCUCCGAGGACAAUUCCAAAGAGAAGUAUGACGAGCGGACAUCUCUAAACAGCUGCACAGACAGCGGCGUAAGGUCUCCCUUGUGCCGGAUCUGUUUUCAGGGCCCUGAGCAGGGGGAGCUGCUGAGCCCGUGCCGCUGCAGCGGGUCGGUCCAGUGCACCCACGAGCCGUGCCUCAUCAAGUGGAUCAGCGAGAGGGGCUCCUGGAGCUGCGAGCUCUGCUCCUACAAGUACCAGGUCAUCGCCAUCAGCACCAAGAACCCACUGCAGUGGCAGACCAUCUCUCUGACGGUGAUAGAGAAGGUGCAGAUAGCGGCGGCGGUGCUGGGCACGCUGUUCCUGAUGGCCAGCAUCUCCUGGCUGGUGUGGUCGUCGCUCAGCCCCUCGGCCAAGUGGCAGCGCCAGGACCUGCUCUUCCAGAUCUGCUACGCCAUGUACGGCUUCAUGGACCUGGUGUGCAUCGCUCUGAUCGUCCACGAGGGUCCGUCUGUGUUCCGCAUUUUUAACCGCUGGCAGGCGGUCAACCAGCAGUGGAAGGUGCUCAACUACGACAAGAUGAAGGACACGGACGAGCACCAGAAAGCGGGGGCCAGCCUGCGGACCCUAACCUUCCCUGGCCCCCACGGGUCCGGCCCGGUUCCGGCCAACGGUCACGUGGGCUCGGCCUCGGGCUCCCCGUCCCUCUCCUCCCUCAUGGCCGCCACGGAGACGCCAACGGCGGUGCCAGUGGACAGCGGCGAGGGGGGGCUGGCGGCGGCGGGCGAGCCUGAGGCGCAGGACUCGUCAGAGAUGUCCGGCGGCGGCGGUGGCGGCGGCACCAAUCACUGUGCGUACAGCAUCCUGCAGCGGCUCAGCCUACAGCUCCGGACGCAGCCCGAGACACGGACGCAGACGCAGACGCAGCCCACACCGCAGCCGCAACCGGGCAGCAACCGCGAGCUGGUCAUGAGAGUCACCACAGUUUGAGGGAGUGCAGUCGAGGCCUUAACCCAACAUGCCACU
Sardina pilchardus (European sardine) is the source of this 1946-nucleotide messenger RNA. RefSeq names its product membrane-associated ring finger (C3HC4) 4a (gene marchf4a). Gene Ontology annotation, molecular function: zinc ion binding; ubiquitin-protein transferase activity. The transcript has 4 exons. Lineage: Eukaryota; Metazoa; Chordata; Actinopteri; Clupeiformes; Clupeidae. Gene Ontology annotation, biological process: protein ubiquitination. The coding region runs from base 549 to 1910 and encodes 453 amino acids. The record is from RefSeq and is a predicted model, not a curated record.